AUGGGGGCAGCUGAAGAGGCCGCUCAAAAUCCUGUGAAGAAGGAAUUAGUUGCUGAUGCAGAAAAUCCUGUUAGUGAUGAUGAUGCAAAGACUCCAGGAGGUGGAGAAACUCCUACAAUAAAGGGCAUAGAUGGUCUUGAAGAAACAACUGUCAAAGAAAUAAAACCUUGUCUUCCAAAUGAAGCUAGUGAGAUGUUGAAAUCAUUGGCAAGUAAAUGGGAGAAUGUAAUUGAUGCCGAUGCAUUGCAAGUAAUCCCUCUGAAAGGGGCAAUGACCAAUGAGGUUUUCCAGAUAAAAUGGAAGACAACGGAAGGAGAAUCCUCGAGAAAAGUUGUGGUAAGAAUCUAUGGUGAGGGCACUGGUAUUUUCUUUGAUAGGGAUGUUGAGGUCAAAACAUUUGAAUUCAUGUCAAAGAGUGGACAAGGGCCUCUUUUGCUAGGAAGGUUUGGUAAUGGUCGCAUUGAAGAAUUUAUCCAUGCAAGGACAUUAACAGCAUCUGAUAUACGAGAUCCAUCUACUUCUGCUCUUAUAGCAGCCAAAAUGAAGGAGUUUCAUGACAUUGAUAUGCCUGGUCCAAAGACUGUGAACCUCUGGAAUAGGUUAAGAGAUUGGAUCAGUGAAGCCAAACGCUUGUGUUCUCCUGAAGAUAUUGAAGAAUUUCAUUUCGACACUUUUGAAAAGGAUUUAUCAACUCUGGAAAGUGAAUUAUCAAGCACUGAACAACGCAUAGGAUUUUGCCACAACGAUUUGCAAUAUGGCAACAUAAUGCUUGACGAAGAGACCAAUUCUGUCACCAUAAUAGAUUAUGAAUAUGCAAGUUACAAUCCUGUGGCAUAUGAUAUUGCAAAUCACUUCAAUGAGAUGGCUGCCAACUAUCACACAGAUACCCCACAUGUUCUUGACUUCACCAAAUAUCCUGAUGAGGAACCAAGUGACCCUGAAGUGGAGCAAUUGCUUGAGGAAGUUGAGAAGUAUGCGCUUGCAAAUCAUAUAUCGUGGGGCGUUUGGGGAUUAAUUUCGACACAUGGCAUGAAGAAACUUCAAUUUGAUAAUUUGCUUGAGUAG
This is a messenger RNA of Sphenostylis stenocarpa, 1065 nucleotides long. The record is from the annotation of a GenBank genome assembly. NCBI's taxonomy places the organism in Eukaryota, Viridiplantae, Streptophyta, Magnoliopsida, Fabales, Fabaceae.